Messenger RNA from Haemonchus placei, 651 nucleotides. The record is from the annotation of a GenBank genome assembly. NCBI's taxonomy places the organism in Eukaryota, Metazoa, Nematoda, Chromadorea, Rhabditida, Trichostrongylidae.
AUGGCACUCAGUAGUCGAGUUAUGGUCCGAUUGGCUCAUCUUUUUGAAGAGGAAAAGUAUAAGAAUAAGUAUGAUGAUGAAGCAUCUUCUUUGGCUAAUUAUGAUGAACUUGUACGCCUUCACUGGAGUGAUGACAGAAAGGAGUUCUUUGCAGCUGUGGUUCGAGAACCGAAAUUGGGUUUUGUAGAUGACGUGUUCGGAUAUAACAGUCUCUUCCCUCUUAUGCUGCGACUUUUACCUGCUGAAUCAGAUACACUUUCUCACAUUCUUGCCAGCCUGAGAGAUCCGGAGCGGUUAGAAAUUGUCGGUUAUCUCAUCUCUGUUAAGUUAAUUUGGAGUGAGUAUGGUCUAAGGUCGAUCGCUCAAAGCUCUCCGUACUAUGGUGCCAGGAACACUGAACAUGAUCCACCGUAUUGGAGAGGCAACAUUUGGAUCAAUGUAAAUUAUAUGGUUCUUUCGGCAUUGAACUAUUAUGGGUCAAUUCCUGGACCAAGUCGGGCCACUGCUCGAACUGCUUUCGCUGAGUUGAAGAAGAAUCUCGUGACAAACAUAGCUAAGGUCAGCGACAUACUAGUUUAUUGCAUGUCUGAGUCUGUUCCGUUCAUAAUUAGAUGCUUCAGCUUGGUUUUAACAAUCAAUCAGGGUCGCUAA